Messenger RNA from Fusarium tjaetaba, 1545 nucleotides. RefSeq names its product glutathione S-transferase P 10. The transcript is spliced from 8 exons. Lineage: Eukaryota; Fungi; Ascomycota; Sordariomycetes; Hypocreales; Nectriaceae. The record is from RefSeq and is a predicted model, not a curated record. Gene Ontology annotation, molecular function: glutathione transferase activity. The coding region runs from base 1 to 1545 and encodes 514 amino acids. Gene Ontology annotation, biological process: glutathione metabolic process.
AUGUCGAUAUCUGGUAUUAUGGCACUCUUACGUAUGAACCCGACGCCUAUUCACCAAGUUCAUCCGUACAUCCGCAUCAUACUACUCGUCACUCUUCUCAACUGCGGCUUGACAAUACUCUUUUUCUCUCACAUCAUCUUCUUCCCAAACCUUACUAGACCUCAUAUUCCCCUCGAUUCAAUCACAUCAUCAGUCAAGUAUGUUUUGCGACCGUUGGCGAGCAGGCCAGACAUCACGAAGUCAUGCGUGGAAGGACAUCAGGAAACCCUUGCCUCAGGAUACACGAUCGAGGUCAAAUGCAAUAUGUAUCGACAGGGAGUCACAUACGAUGAAGUGUCCUCGUACAGCGAAUGCGCGGCGAUCUGCGAGUCACUAGACAUUGAUGUAUGCUCAUACCAUCCACCGUCAAAACGCUGUGUCGUAUCAAGCCUGUAUGGAAGAGAUAUUCCCCGAGAGGGUGUCUAUUACAUGACAAAAGUCAUCGAGAACGAUCCCGAAGACAUCGAUUCUUACGACCAUGGGGACCCCUUCGAAGAGGUGCCAGAUCCAGAAAUGGACGCCUGCCUUGACCGCAUCGCCGACCUCGAAACAGAAUUGGAGCAUUGUCGCUCUGAAACCGUCCCAUCAACGCCUUUAUGCGGCGUCCAAGGCAUUGCUAUCAACGGUCGCAUAGACAUGAUCCAAGUCACCGGCGUCGACGCCUGCAAAGCGAUUUGUCUCGCCAACCCAUCAUGUCAAGCUUACUCCGCGUCCGACAACCCGGGAGAUUGGUGUUAUAUCUUUGACAGACCGCACGGAGGCCUCACGACAAAUUAUUACCGCCAUUUACAUACAUAUGAUCGCGACUCCGACAUCCGCGGAAACGGAAAUAUGGCAUCGUGGUGGAGCACGGCUCUUAAAGCUUGGGCGAUCACUAGCGAAAACCCCGCAAUCAUGUCAGCCUCGGAUUCAGUUGUCUAUCACUACCUCGCGAUCGGCAAGCUUGGCCGCGGCGAAGUCGUCAAGCUGUUUAUGAUUGACGCGGGCAUCAAGUUCGAAGAGCGCUUGUACGCCCGUGAUGAUACUUGGCCUGAGACCAAGGAGAAGCUGAAGAAGCAGGGCCUUACUCGCACCGGACAACUCCCUUCGGUAGAGUACAAGGGUAAAGUCCUCACUGGUCACGUUCCCAUCCUGCGAUAUCUCUCGCGUGAACUCGGCGCAUACGAUGGCACAACCAAUGACGACAAGUACUUGGUUGAUCUAGUGUCGGAUAUCUAUGUUGACUGGAGGGUCCAAUGGGUAGCCAAUCUCAAGGGUCUCAACCCUGAUUACAAGGAAAAGGACGCUCCUCCAUACUACGAGCUACUCGGUCAAUACUACGCCGAGCGUGAGGGGCCAUAUCUUCUUGGAGACACUGUUACUUACGCCGACUUUGCCGUCUAUGUUUCUCUUGACAACGAUAUUCGAACAAAAACACUUCCGGAAACCCUCCCCGAGUCCAUCGUCAAGUUCCGAACUGCUUUCGAGGCUCGACCUAACAUUGCCGACUAUAUCAAGCAGGGCUAA